AUGUCUUCUCCAAAAGGAAUUGUCCUGAUAAUCGCAGAGGAAACUGCCCGUGUAGAACACAUUCUCGAAAGCGUGCCUUUUAUGGCAGGAACAGAGAUCAAGACUCGCUUUCUCAACACAUACAAGCUUUCGUACGCCGAUAUUCGACGCUUGAACGUUUCGGAAGAAACAUGGGAACAAUACGAUCAAAUCCCAGCCAGCAAGCUUCUCAAGCUCUCAAUCUCGUUGGGCAACCUAUUGGAAGCAUUCAAAAACGAGAAGGUGAGCGUGGAGACCCGCCUUGCUCGCUUGAAGUUGAGCAAGAAGCCUCAGACCGCAGACCCAUUUGACGAAGGCUUUUCGGCCAGCAAACCUACGCUGCUCCCGAUAUACUAUCUCAAUUUGGCCCGUAAUCUUGCCGUGAUUCUCCGAAACUUCGAUAUCGGCACUCAGAUCGCUCCACUGAAGCAGCUCCAGCGCCAUUUAUCACAUCUACUGGUGUACUCCAAGAACGACACUGAUGAUGCAGCCACCAUCAAUAGCGUCGGAACUCCUGCUGAGCGGGUAAUUUCUGCCUCGAGUAAAUCGCCAAUUAAACUCAAUUCGCGCCAAAUGCUCAUUGAGAAGUUGGAGAUCAAUAUUCACCUAGACGCCAUGUUUACCAUGAAGAUAGUUCUCAAGAUCCUCAUGGAAUUGUUUUUGACUCUUGGCCAGCCCUGGUCAAACAAGGAGAUUGGCGAGGAAGAUCUCGUGCCGCAACCACCCAAUACAAGUGCUUCGUCGCUUUUCUCUGUGGCUACAGGUGGGUCAGACUCUCUCAGCUCACAGGACUACGUCAACUUGGUGCUGAGCAUCUUCACGCAGAUCAAUGCUGGAAUUGUCGGACCAUUUACUUCUCUUCUACAGACAAAAGUGGUGGAGCCACGUGUUAUUGGAGGUUUCCAGAACCUCCUCAGCACUAUGUAA
Molecule: messenger RNA, 945 nt
Organism: Australozyma saopauloensis
Lineage: Eukaryota; Fungi; Ascomycota; Pichiomycetes; Serinales; Metschnikowiaceae
Exons: 1
Coding region: 1-945 (314 amino acids)
Source: RefSeq, a predicted model, not a curated record